Xyrichtys novacula (pearly razorfish) is the source of this 4963-nucleotide messenger RNA. Lineage: Eukaryota; Metazoa; Chordata; Actinopteri; Labriformes; Labridae. The record is from the annotation of a GenBank genome assembly.
UUCAAACAGUUGUGGGCGAUAUGGCGUCUUCUUAAAGCGCAGAGAAAUCGUUGCAGUUUUGUUGACAAGUGAUUAAGGUGAUCUCUGAGUUUUAAAAACUGUUUAUUAACAUAGCUGUAGUUAAUAGUUAAUAGUAAACGCCUGGCUCUAAAUGCAUAGGGCUCAGUUUCGCAUGUUUUGAGAGAUUUUUUAAGGUAACUGCACUUUUUGCUAAAUUGCUAAGUAGCCAAGGUAAGAGGUUAGCUAGUUCACGCUGCACGCAUUCAGUUAUUAGAGGUAGAGUUACGUUAUCUGUCUUAACUGAGUCCUUCCCUACAACUUUUGAUAUAAACUCCUCUCCACUUUUUAGUGCUUCUUAAACGGCCGUUUCUAAAAGCUGUGGAUUCAUAUUAUUAUUCAGACACACAGUUGAUCAAAUGUUUAUAUUCGCAGAUGGCAGCCGACUCCACAGACAAGAAGGAUGCGGACUCCUCAGGGACCAAAGACAGAGACAGGAAACGAAGCCGAUCAAGAGAGAGGGAUCGCAAAUCGUCCCCUACAAGGAAACGGCACCGAUCCCGCGAACGAAACCGAUCCAAAUCUGCAGAAAGGUAACUCAAAUCAUGGGCCACUAAACCGCAUCAGUGCUUCUGCUUGUGGAACGUAAUGUUAAAAUCAGAACAGAGAUAAUCAUUGUGAUUGUAAUGUGUUAUAAUCACAGAGAUAGACGUCUUAAGGAUAAGGACCGAGACAAGGACAGAGACAGAGAUAAGGACAGAGACAGGGGCCGAAAGGACAGAGACAGCCAUCGACGGGAUAAAGAUCGCAGCAAGAGGUCCAGGUAUGUGAACACUGAAGUGCAUGAAAACCAAAACACUUAAAAGGAUAUUAAAAAUUAAUUUAGGGUAUUACACCUGUUGGAUUUGCUUUCCCUCUCAGAAGUUCCUCACCAAAGUCAAAGGAUUCCAAGCUAAAGAGAGAGAAGGAUAUAAAAACAGAAGAGGAUGAGGAUGAGAAAAAGAAGAAAGAGAAGGUGAGACUCAAGCGUGGCAGCAUCUAAAACAUACUCUGGCUGUUUCUCAGGUUGAUAUUUUGUUUGUUUUAACUUUGUUGCUCACUUUUCAGGUCCAGCCUUUGUCUCUGGAAGAGCUUCUUGCUAAGAAAAAGGCAGAAGAAGAAGCAGAGGCAAAGGUAAGCAGCUUCCUUAAGUCCAGGUUUCUCUUUUUCUCUCUCCAAUUUUCUCGUCCAAAGUCGAUUGUUUUUCUUCACCUUGAUUUUCAUCUUUUCCAGCCCAAGUUCCUCUCCAAGGCCGAGCGAGAAGCCGAGGCUAUAAAACGGAGGGAACAACAAACAGAGGAAAGGAGAAGGAUGCUGGAAGAUGAAAGGAAGAAGAGAAGGAUGUUCCAGGACAUGGGGAGAAAGAUGCUUGGUGUGUAUUAGCUUCAGUAACGCUGUCAUAAAUGAUUUGUACACUGUGGUAGAUUGUGCCACUGAAGACGGAAAAAAUGUGUGUUGCAGAGGAUCCCCAAGAAAGGGAGAGAAGAGAGCGGAGAGAGCGGAUGGAGAGGGAGAACAACGGGAAUGAAGACGAUGAUGGAAGACAAAAGCUCAGAGAGGAGAAGGACAAAAGUAAAGAGCUUCACGCCAUCAAGGUUCGUCUGAAAUGUACCAUGAGAAAGAACUUUUAUUGUGGACUAUAUUGUUAGCAAAUAUGGCAAAAGGAUUGUGUAGAUUUAAUAAAGGGUUUAAAUGGUUCACAUAACUGAAAUUAGUGACUGUUAAUCGCAGGAACGUUACCUGGGAGGGAUCAAGAAACGAAGGAGAACUCGCCAUUUAAACGACAGAAAGUUCGUCUUUGAGUGGGAUGCUUCUGAAGACACCUCAGUCGACUACAACCCAAUGUGAGUCAACGUGGACACAUUUUAUCAUCAAUUGAUUCAACUCUGGUCUUUGUUUGGUUAUAAUUCUAAAAAGUAUGAUUUUUUUCCCCAUUUGUCCUGCAGCUACAAAGAAAAGCAUCAGGUGCAGCUUUACGGACGAGGCUUCAUCGCCGGCAUUGACUUGAAGCAGCAGAAAAGAGAGCAGUCGCGUUUCUACGGUGACCUGAUGGAGAAGAGGCGAACACUGGAGGAAAAAGAGCAGGAAGAGUAAGUAAAACAAAGAUAGAAACAGAGAAAGAUUAAAACUGAGUGGGAGAAGGUGUAUUUAAAAAAUGUCUCUUUGAUGCUUCUUAGGACGAGGCUGAAGAAGAUGCGUAAGAAGGAGGCCAAGCAGCGCUGGGACGACAGACACUGGUCCCAGAAGAAGCUGGACGAGAUGACUGACAGAGACUGGAGAAUCUUCAGAGAGGACUACAGCAUCACCACAAAGGGAGGAAAGAUCCCGAACCCCAUCAGGAACUGGAAGGAAUAUUCACUGCCUGCACACAUCCUGGAGGUCAUCGACAAAUGUGGCUACAAGGUGACUGCACUUAAACUCUGUUAAAAUGAAAUUCAUGUUUUUAAUUUUUUUAUUAGUGAUUAUUUUGACUUUUGUUGUCUUCUUAACAGAAACCGACUUAGUCUGAAGCACAAUCAAUCAUCAGUUUUGUCUUUUUCUCCUUUAAAAUUCAGGAUCCCACACCUAUUCAGAGGCAGGCCAUUCCCAUUGGUUUACAGAACCGUGACAUCAUUGGUGUGGCUGAGACAGGUAGCGGUAAAACAGCUGCUUUCCUCAUCCCACUGCUGGUCUGGAUCACCACCCUGCCAAAAAUUGACAGGUAACGCCGCCAAGUCUUCGUAUCCCUUCAAUCUGUUUUCUCACCAGCUUUCACCACACUGUAUUCAAACAGUUCAUCAUCCAAUGACAGCGUCCUUCUUUCUCAUUGGCUGUUUGUGCAGGAUUGAAGACUCAGAUCAGGGUCCUUACGCUGUGAUCCUGGCUCCGACUCGUGAGUUGGCCCAGCAGAUCGAAGAGGAGACCAUAAAGUUUGGGAAACCUCUCGGCAUCCGUACUGUGGCUGUGAUUGGAGGAAUCUCAAGAGAGGAUCAGGGCUUCCGUCUCAGGAUGGGAUGUGAGGUGAGAUAUGAAGAAAGACACAAAAGCCCAAAGGAUUCAUGAAUUUUGAGCAGGGAGUAGUGUGUUACAUGUUUGUGCUCCUGUCUUAUCAGAUUGUGAUCGCCACCCCUGGUCGUCUGAUCGACGUGCUGGAAAACCGCUACCUGGUCCUGGGACGCUGCACCUACGUGGUCCUCGAUGAGGCCGAUCGUAUGAUUGACAUGGGCUUCGAGCCUGACGUCCAGAAGAUCCUGGAGUACAUCCCUGUGACCAAUCAGAAACCAGACACAGAAGAGGCAGAGGACCCCGAGAAGAUGAUGAUGAACUUCGAAUCAGGGAAAAAUAAAUACAGACAAGUAUGUGUGUCUGUUCAAGGCUUUGAACCAUCCAUUUAAAAACAGACCUCGCUCUUAUUAUUUGUUUUGUGUUUCUCUAGACGGUCAUGUUUACAGCUACAAUGCCUCCAGCUGUGGAGCGCCUCGCCAGGAGCUACCUGAGACGUCCCGCUGUGGUUUACAUCGGGUCUGCCGGCAAACCUCACGAGAGAGUUGAACAGAAGGUGCUGCUCAUGUCAGAGGGAGAGAAGAGGUGAGGCAAAUAAAGAUAAAAACCGCAAACCUUCACAUUUAAGUCAGUCAAUGUGUCAUGCUGAGAGUUUUUUCUUAUGUUGUGUUUUGCAGGAAGAAGCUGUUGGAGGUGUUGGCGCAUGGUUUCGAGCCUCCCAUCAUCAUCUUCGUCAACCAGAAGAAGGGUUGCGACGUGCUGGCCAAGUCUCUGGAGAAGAUGGGAGUAAGUCACCUAAAUUUGUAUCUUCAAAUUUCUCGAUCUUAAAAAGGAAUUCUUAGAAAAUUAACCUUUUAUUGUCUCCUCACCUCUUGCAGUACAACGCUUGCACGCUUCACGGUGGCAAAGGCCAGGAGCAGAGAGAGUUUGCGCUCUCCAACCUUAAAGCUGGAGCCAAAGACAUUCUCGUGGCCACAGAUGUCGCUGGUCGUGGUAUUGAUAUCCAGGACGUCUCCAUGGUCAUCAACUACGACAUGGCCAAGAACAUCGAAGGUAGAGAUCCUCACGACAAACUUUUCUUUAUUUUUAACACAUUUUUGAAAGGAGAGAAAGUUGAAAGCCUCCUGUUUCUCUUUUGCAGACUACAUCCAUCGUAUCGGUCGUACCGGUCGUGCUGGUAAGAGUGGUGUCGCCAUGACCUUCUUGACUAAGGAGGACUCUGCAGUGUUCUACGACCUGAAGCAGGCCAUCCUCGAAAGCCCCGUCUCCACCUGCCCUCCAGAGCUGGCCAACCACCCGGACGCCCAGCACAAACCUGGAACCAUUCUCACCAAGAAGAGGCGCGAGGAGACCAUCUUUGCUUGAUUUAUCCCGGUACACACACACGCACAUACGCAACGGGAUUUUUUCAUCCCUUCUCCGCAGGACGAGUACGUCUCUGUUUCACUUCGGACUCUCUCUGAGUCACACCUAGUUUUUAUGUCGUGGUUGCCCCCUGCACCUCACUCUGUCAGUCUGAUUUUGACUUCUCAGCUGGUUCGCCAGUUGAAAAUAAAGACAGAUAAUCAGUUUAAAGUAGAGGUGCGUGAAACUUCACUUCUUUCGGGACACACAGGCUCAGUUCAAACCUGCUGACAUGGACAACUGGUUCGGGAUACUUUGUUUUGCUUUUAUAAACCUUGAUGUAAAGGAUCUCUUCUGUAUAAACGCUUCUCAUCUGUUAUGAAGUUUGAUAAAAUCAGCCAGGAUACAAGUGUAGAUGAGUUGUGCUGUGUUUAAUUCAUCCUCUGUAGCCAUGAUUAGAAUUUCCUGACUGUCUAAGAGACCAAUGUGAUGAUCAGUGUUGAAGUGAUGACCUUUUGUUUCCUCUGGGUUCCCAACUGUAAGUCAUUGUUUUAAAUACAAACAUUUGUAAGAUGUGAAUACAGCAAAAAUGAAAAAUUAA